Messenger RNA from Oldenlandia corymbosa var. corymbosa, 1365 nucleotides. Lineage: Eukaryota; Viridiplantae; Streptophyta; Magnoliopsida; Gentianales; Rubiaceae. The record is from the annotation of a GenBank genome assembly.
AUGAAAGUAAAACGAGAAAUCAAUAUAAUGAGGCGGCUGUCCCAUCCUCAUGUAGUUCGCCUAUUCGAGGUCAUUGAUACGAAUACACACAUCUAUGUGGUUAUGGAGUAUUUAAAUUCAGGUGAAUUAUUUUAUUACAUCACCGAAAGAAAUAGACUGCCUGAGGAUGAAGCUCGCCAUUUUUUUCAACAGAUAAUUUCAGGGGUUGAGUAUUGCCACAAUCACAUGGUUGUGCAUAGGGACCUUAAGCCAGAGAACCUACUGUUGGAUUCAAAACGCAAUGUCAAGAUUGCAGACUUUGGACUGGGGAAUAUAAUGCGUGAUGGGCAUUUCUUGAAAACAAGCUGUGGUAGCCCAAAUUAUGCUGCUCCAGAGGUUGUUACUAAUCGGCUUUAUGCUGGUCCUGAAGCUGACGUAUGGAGUUGUGGAGUUAUUCUCUAUGCUCUUAUAUGUGGACGACUUCCUUUUGAUGAUGACAAUUUUCCCGGAUUGUAUGCAAGGAUAAGGAAUGGUGUCUACCAAAUCGCAAAUCACAUGUCAAGAAGUGCAAGUGACUUGAUUGCCAGGAUUUUUGUGGUGAACCCCGUUAACCGUAUAUCAAUCCCUGAAAUACGCCAGCAUCCAUGGUUUCAGGAGCACAUUCCGCGGUACAUAGCUAGGGCUACUGUUGACACAUUAUAUGAUACGACCAAGGUUGAUGAGGAAAUUGUACGAGAUAUGAUUCAAAUGGGAUUUAUUGCACGUGAAGUGAUUGGAUCUUUACUCAAUAACGUUCAAAAUGAGAUCACAGUCACGUAUUAUUUGAUGUUGCAUCGGCAGUUCCAGUCUCGCUUUAGUUAUGGCAAAAAUGACCUUCUAGAAUCUUCUGAACCCCUGGACCAAGCUGAAGUCUACUUAAGGUCAGUUUCCACCGAUGAACAAAGGUGGACACUUGGUUUCAAGUCACAAGCUCCACCGCACCAGACUAUGACAAAUGUGCUACGAGUUUUCCAAAGCAAAAAUGUUCGGUGGAAGUGCAUAGGACCGUUUAACAUGAAAUGUCUAUGGGAAGCUCCAAAUUCCAAAAGUUCAAAAGCCAAUUUCAUUGCUCAGUUCCCCCAAACACCUCAAACAAAAGCUAUCAGUGGCAAAUUACUCCCAAGUUCAGCUGCUACUGAUGACUCUGUCAAAUUUGAAUUACAGAACUGAAAAUCAACUGAGAUCUGGGACUGGGAGAAUUACUUCAUCAGACAAAUCCAAACCCUUAAAUGAAAGCUUUACUGAAUAAUACUGUUUCUGAGCCAUAAUUUUAGAAAUAGUGGUGUUAUUAUAGUAAAAUACUCUUAGAAAUAGUACUGUAACAGGGUGAAAAGAAGUAUAAGGAUA